AUGUCGUCUAGCAGAAGGUCGAGACAAGCUUCAUCAAGAAUUAGCGAUGACCAAAUUACCGAUCUCAUCUCAAAGCUCCGACAGUCUAUUCCAGAGAUUCGCCAGAACCGUCGUUCCAACACGGUAUCAGCAUCGAAAGUGCUACAAGAGACUUGCAACUACAUAAGAAACUUGAACAAAGAAGCCGAUGACCUCAGUGAUCGAUUGUCUCAGCUUCUGGAGACCAUUGACCCUAAUAGCCCACAAGCAGCCAUUAUUAGGAGCUUGAUUAAUGAAUAA
Messenger RNA from Arabis nemorensis, 279 nucleotides. The record is from the annotation of a GenBank genome assembly. NCBI's taxonomy places the organism in Eukaryota, Viridiplantae, Streptophyta, Magnoliopsida, Brassicales, Brassicaceae.